Messenger RNA from Coffea eugenioides, 408 nucleotides. RefSeq lists its product as uncharacterized. The record is from RefSeq and is a predicted model, not a curated record. Bases 1 to 408 code for a protein of 135 amino acids. Lineage: Eukaryota; Viridiplantae; Streptophyta; Magnoliopsida; Gentianales; Rubiaceae. The transcript has a single exon.
AUGGGAAGGCCAAAUAGGCAAAAUCGUGAUACAGCCAUUGUUGGUCCAUCCAUUGUUUUGCUACAAGAAAGGUUCAAGAAGCUGGGAAGGAUAAAGGAGAAGAGAGAACAGAUGAAACAAACACUCAAGAUGGUGUUCUCUGAGCCCCAAAGAAUCCUGCAAUCCAACUGUAGAAGCUACAAUUCCUUCACAGAUCAUGAAUUAAAUUUGUAUCUUCCAUCAAGACCAGCUUUUGAUGAAGAUCCACUCUCCUUGGGAUUUACCUUGAGCAACAAGCAUGCAGAAUAUGGUGCUCUCAAGAAGGCUCAACCUUCUUUUAGUGCUUUAUGGUCUUAUGAUGAAAGGGUUGUGAAUACACCUCAAAUGUAUGACAAAAAUUCUGAUGUUGAUACUUCACUUCAUCUCUAA